Molecule: messenger RNA, 3407 nt
Organism: Hypoxylon trugodes
Lineage: Eukaryota; Fungi; Ascomycota; Sordariomycetes; Xylariales; Hypoxylaceae
Product: SacI homology domain-containing protein
Exons: 1
Coding region: 167-3133 (988 amino acids)
Biological process (GO): phosphatidylinositol dephosphorylation
Cellular component (GO): intracellular membrane-bounded organelle
Molecular function (GO): phosphatidylinositol-3,5-bisphosphate 5-phosphatase activity
Source: RefSeq, a predicted model, not a curated record
GUCGAAACUCUAAACUUUCCGGAGAUUCAACGUCCUUCGGGGCUUUUCUCUAUUAAUAACAUAAAUUUCCGAUUUACGAGUUCUCAUAUUCCCGAGUAACUCCUAGGAAUUAGGCGUCUCGUUCCAUGUGAGAGUAUGCGUCUCUGGGUCGCAUUCGUCGGUUCCAAUGGCCGACGCGACUGAUCAGGACAGUACCAAGGCCAGCAAUGGCCAGCCUUCUCAUCCACCAAGCCAAACCUCUCACGAUGCGAACCGUGAGAUUCCCGACGAUGAGCCCCAGGCGAAACCUCUAGAGCCUGCAUACCCUCUGCUUCAAAAUAACGCCAGCAGCGAGACUUUACUACAGACAGUGCAAGCGCAGAAACGAACGGUCGAGGAUGACAACGAGGAAGAGCCGGCUGUUGCUAGACCUUUUGUUCGAACGAGUAGUCCCGACAUAUCUUCGAGAGUACCAACCCCGCCCGAAGAGGAGCGAGCACCGAUCCGGUCAGCCUACAAGAUGCAUAAGUUUACCUUAUAUGAGACGGCGAGUCGAUAUUACAUUGUAGGAGGGGACGUCACCGAGAAGCGCUAUCGCAUCCUGAAGAUCGAUCGUAACACCCACGACUCCGACUUGAGUAUAACAGAUGACAAGAUUAUCUACAGCCAGAAGGAGAUGAAUUCGUUGUUGAAUACUAUUGAUGAUGGAAAUAAAGGCACUGGUGGAAUCAAGCAAAGAUGUACAACCUGGGGAAUUUUAGGCUUCAUAAAAUUCACCGGGCCAUACUAUAUGCUGUUGAUCACUAAGAAGAGCACGGUCGCUAUGAUUGGAGGGCACUACAUCUACCAGGUCGAUGGAACCGAGCUCAUUCCUCUGACUCCGGCAAAGUUUAAGACAGAUGCUCGUCAUGUUGAAGAGCAACGCUUCUUGAACAUCCUCAAAAACCUCGAUUUGACGAGAUCUUUCUAUUAUAGUUACUCCUAUGAUAUUACAAGGACAUUGCAACAUAAUAUCACUAGAGAGAGAAUGGCUUUGCUGCAUGGAAUGCCGGGUACGACAUAUGAUGAUUAUAAUUCUAUGUUUAUCUGGAACAGCCAUCUUUUACGACCCGCCGAGGAUGCGAUUCAUGACCCAUUUGAUUGGUGCCGCCCGAUAAUACAUGGUUACAUCGAUCAGGCUGCCAUAUCGGUAUAUGGUAGAACGGCGCAUAUAACUAUAAUUGCUCGACGAUCUCGCUAUUUUGCAGGUGCUAGAUUCUUGAAACGUGGCGCAAACGACCUCGGUUAUGUUGCAAACGAUGUGGAAACAGAACAGAUUGUCUCCGAAGCUGUCACGACUUCGUUCCAUUCGCCUGGUCCUAAGCUGUUUGCUAACCCUCAAUUCACUUCCUACGUUCAACAUCGAGGAAGUAUACCUCUUCAUUGGACGCAAGAUAAUAUGGGCGUUACACCAAAGCCACCGAUCGAGUUGAAUCUCAUCGAUCCGUUUUACACAGCAGCGGCAUUGCACUUCGACAAUUUGUUCGAACGUUAUGGGUCCCCAGUGUAUGCGCUAAAUCUCAUAAAAGCUAGGGAGAGAACUCCGCGAGAGUCCAAACUGCUUGAUGAGUAUACAAACGCCAUCAAUUACCUCAAUCAGUUUCUGCCCGAGGGCCAUAAGAUCAUCCAUAAAGCUUGGGAUAUGAGUAGGGCUGCGAAGAGCAAGGAUCAAGAUGUCAUUGGUACGCUUGAGAAUAUUGCCGAAACCGUUGUCACAACAACUGGAAUUUUCCAUAAUGGCGAUGGCGAUAUCACUCAAGCCAGGGUUCAGAACGGCGUUGCGAGAACAAAUUGCAUCGACUGCUUAGAUCGUACGAAUGCCGCCCAAUUCGUCAUCGGAAAGCGAGCGCUUGGGCACCAACUGCAUGCUCUAGGUAUUCUUGAAGAUACGAUUAUCGAUUAUGAUACCGACGCCGUUAAUCUUUUUACACAUAUGUAUCAUGAUCACGGUGACACGAUCGCUGUCCAAUAUGGCGGUUCUCAGCUGGUGAAUACUAUGGAGACCUACCGCAAGAUCAACCAAUGGACGAGCCAUUCCCGCGAUAUGAUAGAAAGCUUCAAGCGCUAUUACAACAAUUCUUUCUUGGAUAGCCAAAGACAAGAAGCUUAUAACCUCUUCCUCGGCAAUUACAUCUUUGCUCAGGGGCAACCAAUGCUUUGGGAUCUUGCUACGGAUUACUAUCUUCAUCACGCAGAUCCGCGAACGUGGUCGCAGAAAGAAAAGCAUAAUUACAUCCAUUGGUACACACCGGCGUAUCUCGAGAAGAGGACCAUCCCCGCUUUUGUACCACCGAGGGGAGAGAUGGGUACCAAACCAGUUUCAUUCUUUGACGACUAUUGGCUCGAAUACUAUCGACCAUCUACAUUGUCUUCAUUCCCGAAAAUGUUCCCCUACAAGAUGAACUCAACUAUCAAGUACAUCCCUUUCAAAUCGACCCAGGAGGGUAAAUAUGAUUUAAGUCCCUUCCGAGUCCGCACCGAGGGUGAUGCAGAGACGCACGAGAAGAAGAAAUCCACGGCAAAGAAGGGAGUUACCAUCGUAGAUCCCCAAGAAGCUCCUAAACCGCUGCCGGACGAUGAUUCCGAAUCUGCAAUGACAGAGAAGACUAGCGGAAGGGGUAUAUCAAUUCACCGCUGGCUACAACCGAUGCAACCAGAUAAGGGUCCUACGAUUCCACAUAGUAUUAUGAAGGAAUCCGUAGAGAACCCCGAACAUCUCAAGCAGAAGCAGACACUCCAAGAGAAAACCAAGGCCGCGCAGAGGACAUUUGCGAAUAUUGUUCAAGAAUCACUCAAUCCCUCAGUCAACGCACAAGAUACGGAGGAUUAUUCCCGAUAUAUCAGUCACGCGCAAAGUCUACCCCUCGUCGUAUCUAACGAAGCGCCGCCCGAUGUCGAUUCUUCCGAGUACCAAGAGUAUCUGAACGGCAGCUGGCAGACGGAGGGUUUGGAUCCUAAUGGAACCGAAGAAGACUUCGAGGUGUACACCGAUUUGCUCCGGAUUGGUGAGAAUCCGUUGACGGUGACGGAUGAGGAUCUGCCUAAGAAGCGAUAUAAGGCGUAUCGGAAGUGGUUGAGGGGUAAAUCCCUCUUCAAGCAGCAGCCGCUCGACUAGGAUUCGGCGGCGCGGACUCCGACGUCUGAUGUCUUUGAGGAUCUGGGAUCCCCUUAAUGGAUUCUUGUUUUGAGCAUGAAUUGGAAGAAUGAGGUUGCUUCAAGAUGCUUUGAUGUCUCCGAAGAGCUCGUUUAGUUGUGGCUCCUUUUCGAUCAGGGGACUGACGCGUUUGCUUAAGUUUUCCUUGGCGGUUGUCUUCAUGACUGCGGAGAGCAUUUGACCUGUCUUAAUUAGUUCUGCUUUUAAGUUGGUCGCAGUGGAGAUUUCGCUCGAA